Molecule: messenger RNA, 434 nt
Organism: Sinocyclocheilus rhinocerous
Lineage: Eukaryota; Metazoa; Chordata; Actinopteri; Cypriniformes; Cyprinidae
Product: potassium voltage-gated channel subfamily C member 1-like
Exons: 1
Biological process (GO): potassium ion transmembrane transport; protein homooligomerization; action potential
Cellular component (GO): axon terminus; dendrite membrane; presynaptic membrane
Molecular function (GO): protein binding; delayed rectifier potassium channel activity
Source: RefSeq, a predicted model, not a curated record
UAUGACUAGAGAGGUACGCGAUGGGCCAAGGGGACGACAAGGAUCGCAUCGUGAUCAACGUCGGAGGAAUCAAGCACCAGACCUACCGCAGCACCCUGCGCACCCUGCCCGGCACUCGACUCUCCUGGCUGGCGGAGCCCGACGCGCCUAAUAACUUCGAUUAUGAUGCGAACAUCGGGGAGUUUUUCUUCGACCGUCACCCCGGCGUUUUCGCCCACAUCCUUAACUAUUAUCGCACGGGCAAGCUGCAUUGCCCGGCGGACGUGUGUGGACCUUUGUAUGAGGAGGAGCUGGCGUUUUGGGGGAUCGACGAGACAGACGUGGAACCGUGUUGCUGGAUGACCUACCGGCAGCAUCGAGAGGCGGAGGAGGCUUUGGACAGCUUCGCCGGGGUUGCUCUGGAUCUCGGGCAUGAAGACCCGGAGCCUGAGGGG